Messenger RNA from Coprinopsis cinerea okayama7#130, 462 nucleotides. Its product is annotated as nucleolar protein family A member 2. The record is from RefSeq and is a predicted model, not a curated record. Gene Ontology annotation, cellular component: ribonucleoprotein complex. The transcript has 3 exons. Lineage: Eukaryota; Fungi; Basidiomycota; Agaricomycetes; Agaricales; Psathyrellaceae. Gene Ontology annotation, biological process: ribosome biogenesis. The coding region runs from base 1 to 462 and encodes 153 amino acids.
AUGGCCAAGGACAAGUCAGAAAAGAAGGACAGGAAGCGAAAAGCAGCGGAGGUCGAAGCUGAGGACGUUGAGAUGGCAGAUGUUACCGAGUCCCCAAAAAAGUCAAAGAAAGAGAAGAAAGAGGUCGAAAUUUCCCCGGAGGAUUUGUCCCCUAUAGCCCAACCUCUGGCAGAGAAGAAUCUCCUCGUCCUGGCCGCCGACAUCAACCCAAUAGACAUUAUCUCCCAUUUGCCCGUGCUAAGUGAAGAAGCUCAAAUACCCUACAUUUUCGUUGCAUCCAAGGAAGAGCUUGGUCAUGCAAGUUCUACAAAACGGCCAACGAGCUGCGUAAUGAUCUGCCCGAACCAGAAGCGGAAGACGAAGAAGGAGGGCGAGGACAAGGACAAGGAUGAUGACUAUAAGGAGCUCUACGAAGAGUGUUAUAAGGAGGUGGAGAAGCUCGACAACAGGAUUGCUUUCUAG